GUCAAUCAAACUUGCGUUGAGAUGCGUGACGGCUCACUGCUCGUCUCUACUCUACAUUGUUGUAUUAUUCGGUUUAAAAAAUUCACUUUCACUUUUUGUGUUAUGCGACUCUCAAAGAGUUUCCUUAAUAUGUUGUGAGCAGUCUUAUUGGAUUCUGAUUAUUGUUUUGUGAGACCUUCAUGUCAUAGAAUGAAAUCUGAAAUGGCAUAUAAAAAAUGUUGUGUAGUGUUUAUAAUUUUCGCUUUAGCGAUAGUCCAAGUGGUCGGUUACGACACGGAACUGUACGAAUCGACGCCUUGCGACAGCGACAGCAAUGUGUGCUUCGAAGAGCUCCACGGGGCCCUGGGCGACUGCUCUUGUAAUGUAGACACGAUAGACUACUUUAAUAACGUCAAGAUAUUUCCCCGCAUACAGAGCUUGGUAAGCAAAGACUAUUUUCGCUUCUACAAGGUAAAUUUGAAGAAAGAAUGCCCUUUUUGGGCAGACGAUAGCCGAUGUGCCAUGAAAUACUGUCAUAUCAAAACUUGUACAAAAGAAAGUGUACCAGGAUACGAAAACGGGUAUGAAAAUGAGAUCUUAGAUGAAACACCAGCUAGCAAAUACUCUAAAGAGGCUCAAUCUAACUGCAAUUCUGAUUCUGAUCAUAACCCGGACCUGGGUUACUUGAAUAUGACUAUUAGUGCAGCCAGUCAGUUUGAAAUAGCGAAGUGGAAAGCCCAUGACGAUGCUCUUGAAAACUUCUGUGAAUGCGAUGACAAGGAUGCCGAGGCGGAGUAUGUGGACUUGUCUCUGAAUCCCGAAAGAUACACAGGAUACAAGGGCCCUUCAGCACACAGAAUUUGGAGAAGCAUAUAUCAGGAAAAUUGCUUCCGUCCCAAGGUUAAUCCUUAUGAAUCAUUCCCAUAUGUUUUGAGUACCGAUUUGAGUAAUAUGUGCUUAGAGAAAAGGGUGUUUUAUAGAGCAGUUUCUGGUAUGCAUACCAGCAUUAAUAUUCAUUUGUGCUCCAAGUACCUCCUGUCUGAAAAAGCAGUUGGUUUUGUUGCUUCCCCAGAAGGUGAAUGGGGACCGAACCUUGAAGAAUUCCAGCGUCGGUUUGACCCCUCACAGACACUAGGCGAAAGUCCUAAUUGGCUGAAAAAUCUAUAUUUUGUUUAUUUAUUAGAAAUGAGAGCUUUAGCCAAAGCGGGUCCGUACUUAGAAAGAGAGGAAUAUUAUACCGGCAAUCCCACAGAAGACGAGGAGACUAGAGAAGCUAUUAGAAAUAUGCUCGGUGUCAUCUACAGCUUCCCGGACCAUUUCAACGAGUCCUCAAUGUUCAACGGAGGCAGCCAAGCUGCUAAACUGAAAGUCGAGUUCCGUGAGCACUUCCGUAACAUAUCAAGGAUAAUGGAUUGUGUCGGGUGUGAUAAAUGUAAGCUGUGGGGGAAGUUGCAGACCCAGGGGCUCGGCACAGCCUUGAAGAUCUUAUUCUCAGGCAAAUGGGAUGGUCCGGAGGAUGACCCAGAGCAGGGCAGGUUGCCGCUGCGGCAUAAAGCUCAUGAAAGGUUGCAGAGAACAGAGAUUGUGGCAUUAUUCAAUGCCUUUGCUAGACUUUCUAACAGUAUUAGAGAACUUGAAAAUUUCAGGAACAUGCUCAGCUCCCAAAAAGAGACACCGAAGCAAAAUAUAUUUGGCGGCGCUAGAGAUUCGAGUGACAAGAGUAAGGUGAAGGAACAUUGUGCUUCCAGUGGGGCGAAGCCGCAAAUUUGGAGCUAGAGUGUCAAUUUUUUGUGUAAAUGUACAUAGAUUACGAAUUUUUUGUAAUAUUGGCGUAAGAAAAGUGAAUCACGAUCUCAUGAUGUACGGGUACCUAAUUGAUAAUAUACAGACGCGCAGGUUUAAAUACCAGUCUACAGAUAAGACAUCUUAAUAAUUUAGAGAUGUGAAGUACAAUUUAUGUUAAGUACCUUGUUCCUCAGAUAUAAUCUAACAAUUUAUGGAAGAACUUUGAUGGUGUGAAUUCUUGUUAUAUAAAGACAGGUUAUCAGUUAUCAGAAAGUAACUAGAGGAAAACAACAGUGAAUUCUAUAUCUGCGGUAAAAACCCUCACGUCAGCUAUAAAAGUAAUUGCUCUUAUCUUGCCAACAAACCAGCAGCCGUUAUCGAUUGUAAAAGCGACUAAUUGCAUUUAAUUGCAUAAGUAAUAUCGCUAGUAAAAACUCUUGGAGAAUUUUCUGAAAAUGCUGUCGAGGUCGUUAGAUUAUCCCCUAAUACCUACCAACUUUUUAGAGCUCCUUUAGUAAUUGUUUCUAAAUAGUGUAUAAUGAAUGUACUUACUAAAACAUUCUGAUAAAGUAGCGUCUUGUAUUUCAAAAUUACGUUAUUUUACUUAGUGUUUCGAUUUCGAAUCAUAACAUUUGUUUCAUACAUUAAAUAACGUUAACAAUAAUAAACAUGCUCUUUGAUUUAAGACCAAGUUCAUGAAACUUGGCUCACUUGGCAUUUUGUUCACCGUACUUUUUUUACGCCAGUAUUAUGCGGAUCAUCACAAAACUAGUUUAUUUAUAUCCAGUGACGUAUUGAGCUUAUUUAUAAUGCAAGGUAAAGCCGAAUAUAGUGUUUAUGAGCCCCACCCACUUGAGUGUCAUAAUAAAUAUCUACAAAUACAUCCAAGUUCCAUAUCUUGAAUCAAUAUUUGCAACAUUAGUUUCCUAGACGAACAACACAUACAUUAACAACAACGACACACACACACGACGACGAUUAACGUAAUACAUAGUUUAGAUUGCAUAACUUUUUUUAAUUUGGCGGUGAUUUUUCAUUUGCUCGGUGCAGCUGCAGACGUACUUAUAACAAUCUUUAAAAAAAUACUACUACAUACUACGUAGAUGGGUACGUAACGUACUACGUACAGCGCUUGUUACUUACACAAACAAGUACAGCACAAUACUAAUUGCUGUUAUUGUUGUGCUACGGACUACGACAUUAUGAGAAUAAUAUUUCUCUAUAGCCAUAGUUACACCUGAGACCAUAAUACUUAAUGUGGAUGCUUAGAUCUCAAGGAGUUUUAUUUAUUUCCCGAAUUUUAAGGGAUUACUAUAAUUUCAGCAUUAUCUUGUAAUUCUAGUGGAGAUUUGUUCAGCUGAGUUAUUUAUUGUUAAUGAACCUAAUCUUAAACAAUAUAUUCGGCUUUACCUCAUCUUUAUCUUUGUACUAAGUAGUAGUAAGAGUCACCAAUUAAAAUUAAAUAAUACGAGGAAUCUACAUUUGGUUACUUGCAAUUGUUCGUGUACUCGUAUUUCCUUUAAAAACCGAAUUUUAAUAUAUUUCAAUUCUGGACCAAAAUUAUUUUACCACAUUAUUUAGAUCAUAAGAUUUAUAAUAAUUAAGAAGCUUAUUGUUACAUGAAGUUCUGUUUUAAAUUAACUUCUAGUUAAUGUUAUGAUGCUAUUCUAUGCUAUGGUUUUGUCAAAUCAGUUGUCUUAACAAAAAUUCCAACAAAAAAAUUAAAAUUAUCAGGAUCCAUGUUUCUUAUGUUACAUGUCUACCUACUUUCCGAAAUGAUAUUGUCUAGUCACAAUAUAACAUAGCUUGCGUCGUGAAUCAAAAUAGUCUUUUAUCAAAAACAUGUUUUGAGCAGUAAAGUUUUCAAUGUUUAAACAGAUACCUACAAUACAAUGUAUUAAAUAUUAUUCACAUACUUCCGUAAGCCUGUUUUUAUUUUGGUGGCUGCAAUUUCAAUAGAACAGUACACACAUACAUUAUGAACAGUAGACGUUAUUAAAACCUCAACUCUCUAUAUGUACCUAUAUUUCUGAAGUAUUUUGUAUAUUUUAUUUUAAUUUUAUGUAGUUUUACAAUGUACAUAUUUUUAUUAUCAAUUGACUUGUUGUUUUCAACCUUGAUCUUCACCUCUACCUGUUAUUUUGGCUUUAGUUCAAACUCAUUUCAUAAUCACUCUUAAAUGUACAGACUCAAAUAGUCAUUUGGCAUUCGCUCAGAGUUGCUUCUAGAGAGGACAAAUAUACUCGGUGGAGUUAUUCGCCAAACUUAAUUAGGUUUCAUACACAAAUGUUGUUUAAAGCUAUCUUUAACACUAAUGAUUCAUUUCGUUGCUUGCAAACAAAACAUUUAAUUUUACUUUUGUUUUUAAUAAGUUUCAUGGACCAAAUCUCCAAUAUCUUAACAAUGUAUUUUUUUGUUUACAACAAUGUAUUAUGAGUUUGAAAGAUUAUUUACAUUCAAGCUUUAUGUGAUAUAUUGUCUGAACUGUGUAUACUUAUUCUACUUGAAUUAUCCUUUAAACAGUGUAGAAGUAAAUCUGUUAUUUUCCUUACCAACUUUAGUACCUACUUCUCUUAAUCUGCUGUUGUGAUAAUUGUCUUAUAUUCCAGACUGUAUUCGUCACAAAAUCUUAUUCGGUUACAACAUAAGUAUUAAUUAGUAUAAAUAGUCACUGUAUAAGUACAUCGCACCUUAAUAGUUAUACAAUAUCACUACUUAAUUAAGUUCGGCUACAUAUAGUUGUAGCAAACCUUAAAUAGUUUUUGACUUGAGCUGUACCUAACUUAUUUCGUUAUUAAGUUUGCUAAUUUAUUAAUCAUAUUUAAAAUUCGACGUCGUUCUAUAUUAUCUCUGUUUUAAUGGUUCCUAAAGAUGUUACAAAUACUAUAAAUUCAUUUUACUUCACUAAAUCUAUUUUGUGGUUUUAAAAAACAGCUCAUGAUUGCUAGCGUAACCUUUGCAAAACAAUUAUUGCAGAGGAUUUGUUGUCUGUGAUUUUAAGGUCUAAUACUUUCAUGACAAAAUUAUUUAUUUUAUAUUUUAAUUAAAUGUUUUUUCAAAUAC
This is a messenger RNA of Cydia fagiglandana, 4827 nucleotides long. RefSeq names its product ero1-like protein (gene Ero1L). Gene Ontology annotation, biological process: protein folding in endoplasmic reticulum. Lineage: Eukaryota; Metazoa; Arthropoda; Insecta; Lepidoptera; Tortricidae. The record is from RefSeq and is a predicted model, not a curated record. Gene Ontology annotation, cellular component: endoplasmic reticulum membrane; endoplasmic reticulum. The transcript has 2 exons. Gene Ontology annotation, molecular function: FAD binding; thiol oxidase activity; protein-disulfide reductase activity. Bases 190 to 1755 code for a protein of 521 amino acids.